AAGGACAGGAGGAGAAGAAGAGGGAAGGAAGACGACCGUCCCUGGGGAAGGAGAAACGCACCACGCGAUAUCCCAGGCGGAUGCAAGGGGAUGAAAGGCGUUGAUUUUUUUCCCGUGACUCUCGUUUUUCUUUCCACUUUGCAAACACCCUCACAGAAAGGCAAACACGCAAAAUAGUUGGCGAAGACGAUGUGAUGAAGAAGCAACAGAACGCCAAGAAGAACUUUCUGUAACCUCCCGCCCCCUCAUCGCGCUCGAUUCGAGCGCUGCGUAGUUGGGAGAAGAUGAGUCUCGCGAGGAGGAGGCCUUCGCUUUGAAGGAGAGAAGCGUCGACAGGAAAAAGAACAGAAAACGGAGAACCUCGGCGCAUUCCUCGCCGCGCCUUCGGCACCCGCCUCUUCCCCUCGCGCGCGCAUCUCGGUGUGCAAGAAAAGUCGCAGACUCAGCUGUCACGCUUUCUUUUCGCAGUCGAGGUGGAGGAAACGUUCUCUUUUCUCUCGAGCGAUCACCGAGUCUCCAGCGAUCACCGAGUCUCCAGCGACCGCAGAGUGUCGAGCGAAGGAGAGCGAAAGAGACGAAAGGGACUUCCAGAGUGUGGAGAUUUUUUCGGAGACUCGGAUUUGAAAAGGAGAGGAGAGGAGAGCCUGUGUCGCGAAGACUCCGCUGGACGUCUCAUCCCGUUUCUCCGCGCCCUCUUGUCUCUCUUCUUCCCCGGAGAAACGGACAGAGUCGGAGUGGGGAGUGAGGUCUCUGCGGUCUUCUCCUUUCUUCUAAAGUGUACCCCCAGGACUCUCAAGGUCGGAUGGUGUUUCCUCGGAGAAAGAAAGGAGCUCCGGAAAAAAGAGUCUUCAGCGGUCACUCUCGUCCUGCGUGGGCAUUUCCAACUUCCCCUUUCGACACAGGCUUGGCGGAGAAGUCACGGACUCUCUCCCCAGCUCGUUCUCUCAUCGCCUUCCUCUCUGCCAGUCUGCUCCACCAGUUCCGUUGAGGCGAUUUCAAGAGCUGGAAACCGAAGAUAACGAUCAAGCACCUUCUCUUCCCUCUUGUCUGGCGUUCGUUGCAUGUCUGUGCAUCUGCAACUCAACUCUUCCCGUUCCUGCCGCUUUUUGCGACCUCCCUUGCUUCCACAGACACACUCUACAGUGUAGGGUGUACAGUCAUGGCGGCGGACAGGCUCAGAGCCGACGGCGCUCCUGCCGACUUCCCCCGUUGUCUUUCCUCUCUGCCUCGCUCUCGUCUUCUCUCUUUUAUCUCUGCGUUCUCUCUAUCUCCUUCCUUAUCUCGCUCUUGCUCCUCUUCGUCGUCUGCUUCUCCUCGCUCUCGUCUCUUCUCUACUUCUUUCACUUCUCCGUCUUCUUCCUUCUCUUCUUCUCCGUCUCCUUCCUUCUCUUCUUCUUCGUCUCCUUCCGUCUCUCUUUCUGGUUCCUCUCCCUGGCCGCGCUUCUCGUCUUCUUCAGUGCUUUUUUCUUCUUCCCCUGUGGCGUCUCGCCUGCGGUCUCCCGCCUUUCUCAGUUCUCCCGCGCGUCCGUUUGCGUCCUCGGCGGAGUCUCCGCGCUCGUCCUGGAGUUUCUCCUCGCGGCUGGCGUCACUGCGGCGAGAGGCGCGACAGUUCUGGAAGCAGAAGAGUCUGCAGCAGAAAGUCAAGUACUCUUCCCUGCUUCUGAACACUGCCUUCAUCGCGUUCAUGAGCAGUCGGCUCUUCGAGCACCAGCGGUCGACGGACAUGCUCUUCGAGGAAGAACUGAAGAGAAGAAGCGGGGAAGCCGAGGACUGGAAGUGCUACCACACCCACCGUCUCUUCUACAGCCAGUGCCGGGACUUGCCGACCUCGCUCUGGGGACGCUCGGGUGUACGUACACCUGGCGGGGGGCCAGAGGCGCUGCAACGAGUCGCGGGGGAUGGAGGAAGCGAGGAAAAGGAGGUCUCUCGCGAUGCGGUGCCAGUGGACUUCCUCUGCGCUAGAUUGGAGGGAGAGCUGGAAAAAUGCCGAGACAGCCUCGCCCGUCACAUUCCCGACGAAACGCCCGCCAUGAAGGAAAUCACAGACAUCACCAACCUUCCGCCGUGGCUAAAGGACCGUCCUGUGUAUGUACAGUUUUUCCAGGCGAAAGCCAAGAGACAGCGAAACCGGGAAGAAGAGAAAGCCGACUCCCAGUCCGACGCCUCGCCGUCUUGCCCUUGCUCCCUCUAAAUUUGCGGCAAGACAGAAAGGCCAGCUGGCACCUCUCCGUUUUCAUCUUCUCUACCGAUUUCUCUCUGUUUCUGAUGGUUCGGUUUCACCGCUUUGGCAUCGCUUCCGGAUUCACUUGUCGGUCUCUUUCUCCGCCGACGUUUCCUUGCUUCUCCUUCGCCUUCGUUUCUUGCGCCGACCUGAUCUGUUGGAGACACACUUGUGUUUUCCGCGCUUCGUCAAUGCUGCCAUUUUGUCUCUUUGCCUCUUCUCGCGUUCACUCUCUCGAAAUUCAGCUUUUCUCGCUGACAUAACGUUUCGCAGGACUCCGGCGCGCAGACCGAGCUGCAGGGUCCGCUCACCUGGCUCGUCUGUGUUCAGCCGUCUCUCGCGUUACAGGCAGGGACCUGGGAGUCGACUGUCAAGCAGGCUUGCGGUGGCGUCUCUGCUUGAAGGUUUUUUCCUCCUCGAACUCGUGGAAUCCGGGGGAAGGACGAUUCGAGGCACAGUGCAGAGACAUCAAAACUCGACCCCCACAGUCGCUCUACCAUUGUGGAACGAAAGAACGUUUCCCCACAGUUUAGUAAAGAUUCAAGACGCUAUUCCAAAUGCAAUAACAAUGCACUCCUCCAGACCUCAAGCGAGGGUAUGCUUUCUGUUUUGUUUAGACACAGUCACAGACUUCUUACACCGAACGCGCGAGUUGCCUCGGAGACUGCGCGGAGCUUCUCCGUCCCUGCUUUUGAAGUGCAACAAACGGCACACUGCACGGAUAUACACUUCGGCACAUUCACAUCACUUCACGCAUUGUGGCG
This is a messenger RNA of Toxoplasma gondii ME49, 2985 nucleotides long. RefSeq lists its product as hypothetical. The transcript has a single exon. The record is from RefSeq and is a predicted model, not a curated record. NCBI's taxonomy places the organism in Eukaryota, Apicomplexa, Conoidasida, Eucoccidiorida, Sarcocystidae. Bases 1160 to 2191 code for a protein of 343 amino acids.